GUCAACUUGUGACAGACGAAUUUAUAACAACAAUAAACAAAUGUUAUUAUGAAAACAUUUUGAUAAUUACUAAAUAAUGCAAAAAAAUGGUGCUUUAUUAACCGUUGCAUGUGUAUUGUUACUUUUUGCUUUUAAUUGUACAUUCCCGCUUCAAAGAGUGACAUCGACGCCUAAGAAACAUAUAUAUGCUAAUCAAUCAAUAAAAUGUCGCAACGUGCUGGACAAUGUCGACCUUCCAGAUAAAGACAAAACAUUAGCUGACGAUUUGGAAGAACUUAUAUCAAAAUUUAAAAAAAAUACGAAUCACAAAGAAAAAAGCCGUUUGGGAUUUCGCAGGCUUGCUAGCAAAAAUUUCUUGAAUGAGGACGAUCUACGUCAUUAUGAACAAUUAGUUAUCAUGAAAAAGUAUCCUUUCUUGGACAUCAAAGAAUUGGAAAUGAAAUUUAGUCCAUCAAAUAAAGACAGGAGAGACAAUGAAAAUUUCCGUUCUAGAGUAAACAUGGUACCUGAGCCGAGCAUCUGCGAACCUGGUGACGAUUUGAUCAAUGUUGAAAUUUCUAACAGAGGUCUCUCCGGGUUCGCAAUACCUACUCAACUUGUCAAACAUAUAAGCACGACGGAAAAGAAGUUAAUCUCAACAACAGAAACGCCUAAAUUAAAAUCUGAAAAUUCACACAAAUUUUCAAAGAAAUCUACAGAGAAAAAUAUUUUAAAAAAGUUAAAGGAUGAUGUUAAUCAGUUUUUAGAUAAAAAGAAGAAGAAUUAA
Messenger RNA from Papilio xuthus (Asian swallowtail), 766 nucleotides. RefSeq lists its product as uncharacterized. Lineage: Eukaryota; Metazoa; Arthropoda; Insecta; Lepidoptera; Papilionidae. The coding region runs from base 77 to 766 and encodes 229 amino acids. The record is from RefSeq and is a predicted model, not a curated record. The transcript has 2 exons.